This is a messenger RNA of Oncorhynchus gorbuscha (pink salmon), 2448 nucleotides long. RefSeq lists its product as uncharacterized. Gene Ontology annotation, biological process: positive regulation of Arp2/3 complex-mediated actin nucleation; actin cytoskeleton organization. Bases 278 to 1972 code for a protein of 564 amino acids. The record is from RefSeq and is a predicted model, not a curated record. The transcript has 12 exons. Gene Ontology annotation, cellular component: SCAR complex; cytoskeleton. Lineage: Eukaryota; Metazoa; Chordata; Actinopteri; Salmoniformes; Salmonidae. Gene Ontology annotation, molecular function: Arp2/3 complex binding; actin binding; protein kinase A regulatory subunit binding.
CUUUGGAAUCUAAUGCAGCUCGCAGUACAGGCUGAGUCGCUGCCUUGGAAACGCCACACAUGCGGAGCACGAACUGGGGGCCCAGAUUUCAGAGGCUUCUUCCUCCACUCUUCUCCUCCAUCCAUUCCUCCCAUCAGCAGUCAACUGGGCGGCUGUGCCACCACUGACAUGGACCCGCGGAAAUGCAGACAAUGCUGAAAGAGGGAGAGUGAAAAAGAAAAUAACUUGAAGCGGCGCACAGGCAGCUCGCUCUCCAUCUCUUCCCACCAGGUAAACCAUGCCCUUGGUAAAACGCAGUAUAGAGCCUAGACAUCUGUGUCGAGGUGCAGUACCUGAUGGAGUCACCAGUGAACUGGAGUGUGUUACCAACAGCACCCUCGCUGCCAUCAUCAAACAGCUUGGUAGCCUCAGUCGUCAUGCGGAGGACAUCUUUGGAGAGCUGUUCAAUGAAGCCAACAGCUUCUACAUAAGAAUGAACAACCUACAGGAGAGAGUAGACAUACUGGCUGUCAAAGUCACACAGCUAGACUCCACCGUGGAAGAAGUCUCUCUGCAGGACAUCAACAUGCGUAAAGCGUUUAAGAGCAGCACCAUCCAAGACCAACAGGUGGUCUCACGGACCUCAGUCCCCAACCCUGUGGUAGAGAUGUACCAUCGCUGUGACAAACCUCCACCGCUCAACAUACUCAGUACCUAUAGGGAUGAUAAGAAGGAUGCGUUGAAGUUCUACACAGACCCCUCCUACUUCUUCAUGCUGUGGAAAGAAAAGAUGCUGCAGGCCACGGAGGACAAGAGGAAGGAGAAGAGACGACAGAAGACCAGCUGUCCGACCCACUCUGACCAGGGUAGACCCCACAGCAGACAGGCUCCACCUCGCAGCCCACUACCCAGCUCCGAGCAGCACAAACAGGUAGAGGACCCGGGAAGGGAGGUGAAGAAGGUUCGUAAAGCCCGUAAUCGCAGACAGGAGUGGAAUAUGAUGGCUUAUGACAAGGAGUUCCGCCCCGAUACCAGACUAACCCCCUCACCCUAUCACGGAAUGUCCUCCGAGGGGUCGCUAUCACCCGAUAACAGGUCUGUGGCAUCAGACAUGGGCGAGCUCUCCUACCCGUCCAGCCCUAACCACCCCUCCCAGCCCCCCUCCGCCCCCCACCCCAUCGACGGUGUCCCCCACCUCACCCAGACACCACAGACCCAGUCCUUAGACAGGGGUGGGUACCCCCGACCUAAUCUCCCCUCUGGUAUAGUCGCUGGGGGAAGACAUAUCGCCUCUCUGGGGCGCACUCAGCUCCCCCACGCACCCCCCGCCUCCUCUGAGGGGGGGAGCACUCAAUGGGCCACGGCAGCAGUCGGUCAAGGACUACAGGGCAUAUGGCGCCCAGCCAUCAGCCAUCCCCGAGUACUUCACCCCCCCUGCCCCUCCCCCUCCCCCACCCCUCAUCCCGUCCACCCAGACUGCCUUCGACUCCACCUCCUCCUCCCCCAUUCUCCCCCCCGGGGCGGUGGCGGUCAUGUCCCGCCCUUACAGUCCCUCCCCUACGCCCCCGCCCCCCUGUCAACUAUAUCCCCUCCCCUCUCACACCCCCUCCGGUGCCCCUCCCGCUGCCCCCCCUCCUCCCCCACCUGGUCUACCCCCUCCCAUAUCCUGCCUCUGGCUCACGCCAUUGGUGGAGAAGCUCCUGCCACCAGGAAGGGUCAGAUGCCGAUGAUUCCGAUAAGCGACGCUCGCAGCGACCUGUUGGCUGCCAUACGUAGAGGUGUGCUUCCAAUCAGCAAUGCUCGCAGUGAACUGCUGGCAGCCAUACGCAGAGGUAUCCAGUUGAGGAAGGUCCAGGAACAGAGAGAGCAGGAAGCAAAGAGAGAGCCAGUUGGAAACGACGUGGCCACCAUCCUAUCACGUCGCAUCGCCGUUGAGUACAGUGAAUCAGAUUCCGACUCCGGCGGGGAGGACAACGGGGAGUGGUCCGACUGAAAUGGGUCAGGGGUCAAUAGGUUAAAGGGGACAAGUGUUAGAGGUCAAGUGGAGGUGCAUGUGAGGAAAGGGUAUUCAAAACUUUAUUCAAAAUUAUUGAAUUCAAUUUCUGUUGCCCACCACACACAUAUGGACUUUAAAGGGAUAGACCAACCACCAACCUACCUAACUCCCCCACUCUAGCACAUUGUUGUGUGCUUGAGUAGUAUUGCUAAACACACUACAUGACUUCUACUCAAGCACUAUAACACAAUCAAUGAAGCAAUGCUAUAGUAGAGGACUACAGUACAUACCCGUGUGCAGUCGUGGCCAAAAGUUUGGGAAUGACACAUUCAUUUUCACAAGUCUGCUACCUCAGUUUGUAUGAUGGCAAUUUGCAUAUACUCCAGAAUGUUAUGAAGCGUGGUCAGAUGAUUUGCAAUUAAUUGCAAAGUCCCUCUUUGCCAUGCAAAUGAACUGAAACUCCAAAAAAACAU